AUAUACGUGUUUUUCUAUGGUCUCCAUUAGGCUUUUUCAGAAAAUGAUCAGUGAAUCAAAAAUAGGAAUUAAGCUAGCUAGCUACCGUUAGGUAGCUAGCUAGUGUAGCGAACGUGAUACUCUACUACUGGUUGUAAGGAUACCUUAAAACGUCCUGCCAUCUCAUUGGAAUGAUUUACAAAAAAAAUAAGAAAAGUGUUUCUGCUGAAAAGAAGAACAAAAUGAAAACAAGAAUCGCUUGUACAUGGCACCUUGCCCAGUUUUAAUGUUUAUUUAGCUACUUAGCUAGCUAGCUAUAUCGAUAGCUUGUUUGCCACACGUUUCACAAUGAGGACAGCGAGUACGAAAGACUGCGCCUGCGAAGAGGCCCUAUUCUGUGUCCCCGAGCGCGCACUCAUUCGCGUUUCAGAAGGCUGAGGCUGACAUGGAGUACAUGGAGCAACGACUGAAGCUGGACUACCUAACUAAUGCUCCAGAGAAUGAUGCCCGAGAGGAAAACCCUGUGAAGCUGCUGGAGAACCUGUCUGCCAUCAAGGCAAGGCAUGCGGCCCUAUGCACACAAGUGCAGGAGAUUGCUGCUGAGCAGAAACAGUCCAUGGACUCCAUUCGAGCACACCUAGACACUACCGUACAGCUGGUGCAACAAUUACAACAGACUGCUGACAUAGAGGUUCCACCACUGACUGAGACAGAGCAAGAGUCUGCAGAUUCUCUUGGUUUAUCAGUAAAUCUAAACACAGCAGAGGUACCGACGUCUGUACAGCCACCAGCUCAAGAGCAGCCUCGGUGCUCCAGGGGGGGAGAGUUUGAGGAACUGAGUGAAGCCACACUGGAGGAGGUGCCACGCAGCGUGCGAUCCAGCGUCACGCUGGUGGACCUCAACGCCUUCUACAGGCAGCUGCACGAGCACUUCUCCCUCAGAAAACACUGUGGUGCCCUUAGUUUGCAGAAGAUGAAGCAGAUGAACAUGAAGGUUAGCGAGGCCAAGCUGAAGACGUUGCAGCACCUAUCUCUCAUAGAGCUGGACAAGAAAGGGCAUGUACGCCUGCUAAUAUAAGACUGUGGGACCACAAAUAAGACUUUUGAUAUUGGACACCUGAAUCAGUAUGUGAUGAAAGUGACCGAUUUUGCCCAUUCCUCCUAGCUAGCCUCAAUAAUUAACACCACAGAAUCUUCUGUGAGAAGGAAUUAAUGUCAGAAGCAGGAUUUUCAGAUGGAAUCCUGUCACCAAAAACAAUACUGGAUAGCAGUUGGGGCGUAUUGUAAAUGAAUGAUGUACUAUAUUUGCUGUGUAGAGUUAAGUGAUUUGGCUAGAGCUUGUGCUUUUAACCUGUAAAUAUGUGAUAUGUCACAUUUAAUGUGACAUAUUAACCUGUAAUAUCUGAAAUCCACUGAUUACUUUCCAACUGUUUAUAGCCUAACGCAGAUUUUGUAAUGCAAAAGUAUAUGAUUUUUUUUUUAAAUUAAAUGUCAAUAUUCCCUCUA
Esox lucius (northern pike) is the source of this 1485-nucleotide messenger RNA. It is a transcript of the gene ska2, whose product is annotated as spindle and kinetochore associated complex subunit 2. Gene Ontology annotation, biological process: cell division; chromosome segregation; mitotic cell cycle. The transcript has 7 exons. Lineage: Eukaryota; Metazoa; Chordata; Actinopteri; Esociformes; Esocidae. Gene Ontology annotation, cellular component: outer kinetochore; spindle microtubule. The record is from RefSeq and is a predicted model, not a curated record. Gene Ontology annotation, molecular function: microtubule binding. Bases 425 to 1057 code for a protein of 210 amino acids.